Messenger RNA from Anoplopoma fimbria (sablefish), 3891 nucleotides. It is a transcript of the gene adam15, whose product is annotated as ADAM metallopeptidase domain 15. The record is from RefSeq and is a predicted model, not a curated record. Gene Ontology annotation, molecular function: metalloendopeptidase activity; integrin binding. Gene Ontology annotation, biological process: innate immune response; proteolysis; integrin-mediated signaling pathway. Lineage: Eukaryota; Metazoa; Chordata; Actinopteri; Perciformes; Anoplopomatidae.
GCACGGACACAGCCGUCCGGAGUCACGUCACCCGGGCAACGCAGAGCAUCAGGCGGUGUUGGCGGGAGUUUCCUGGGGCCGUAAACUGUUUUGCAGAUAUCGCUGCGGGGUUUCUCACGGAGGACGUCACGGUCGCUUUCUCCCGCGGGUGCGCACGCAGCUGGCGGAGGAUGACCGGAGCUCCGGUGCUGCUGCUGCUGCUGCUCAGCGUCCGCGCUGCGCUCACUGCCGCCGGGUCCCUGAACGCACCGCGGGGCCACGCAGGGGCCCUGGCCCCGGACGGCCGGCCGGAGGACGGGCCCGGCGUCCCUGCGACAGGUGUGGACCGGCGGCGGCGUCCCCUCCCGGAGAAAACACGUCCGUUCGUCCUGGUGGGAGGAAAGAGGAGGAGCCUCCCCGAAGCUCUGCAGGACGGUCACCCUGACCGGCUGCAGUGUGGACUGGAGGUGGGAGGACGUCUCUUCCUGCUGGACCUGGAGAAGAACCACGACCUGCUGCCCAAACCGCCCAACGUCUUCUACUACCUGCCCAACGGCACCGGGGUGUCUGUGAGAGCCGACCCUGUGACUCACUGUUAUUACCACGGCAACGUCCGAGGAUUCCCUCAGUCCAGAGUGGCUCUGAGCACCUGCUCCGGACUCCGCGGCAUCAUCGCCUUCAACUCCACCCUGAGCUUUGAGCUGCAGCCUCAGGAGGACCUCCACCAGCAGGGGGGGGAGGAGGGGGGAGACGGGAGCGGAGGAGGAAGCGGAGGAGGAGGAGGUGAAGGAGGAGGAGUUCACCUGCUGUUCUCCACCAGCCCUCUGGAGGGCGACGGUGCUGCAGGAUGUGGGGUGUCACACACCGCGGUGCCCCCUCUCCACAGCUCCACCCACACACACCGGAGUAAGAGAGACAUCCUGUCUGAGACCAAGUACAUCGAGCUGGUGCUGAAUCACCUGGUGGCCGAUCACCAGGAGUUUCUGAACUACCAGAAGAACAACAAAACCAUCAUCUACCGCAUGCUGGACGUGGCCAACCAGGUGGACUGGUUCUACCGUCCUCUGAACGUCCGCGUGGCGCUGACCGGUCUGGAGAUCUGGAGCGACCGCGACAAGAUCCGUGUGGAGAAGAGUCCCACCGACACCCUCAACAACUUCCUGGAGUGGAGGACCAGAGAGCUGCUGCCCCGCCUUCGCCACGACAACGCCCAGCUGGUCAUGGGCGGCUCGUUUGACGGCACCACGGUGGGGAUGGCCUCCCAGUCCUCCAUGUGCUCCAGAGACCGGUCCGGAGGAGUCAACGUGGACCACCUGGUCAGUGUUCUGGGCGUGGCCUCCACUGUUGCUCAUGAGCUCGGUCAUAACUUGGGGAUGAGUCACGACACCGCUGAGCGCCGCUGCUCCUGUCAGAACGAACGGCGGCUCGGAGGAUGCAUCAUGGAGCCAUCGACCGGGUUCAUGCCGGGUCAGCAGUUCAGCAGCUGCAGCGCUGCAGAUCUGUCCGUCAGUCUUCUUCAUGGAGGAGGAAUGUGUCUGUUCAACGUCCCGCAACCCGACCGACUGCUGGGAGGACCUCGCUGUGGAAACCUGUACGUGGAGACGGGGGAGGAGUGUGACUGUGGGCUGCUGGAGGAGUGUGAGGACCCCUGCUGUAACGCCUCCACCUGUCGGCUUGUUCCUGGAGCUCAGUGUUCAUCUGACGGCAUCUGUUGUCACGACUGCAAGCUUCGGGCUGCCGGUUCGGUGUGUCGUGAUCCGCUCGGAGAGUGUGACCUCCCAGAGUUCUGCACAGGCUCCUCCCCUUACUGCCCCCCCAACGUCUUCCUGCAGAACGGGGAGCCCUGUGAGGACGACGCCUCCUACUGCUACGAGGGUGUCUGUGCCAGCAUGCACACCCAGUGCCAGAUGCUGUGGGGACCCAAUGCCACCAGCGCUCCACCUGUCUGUUUCUCAUCAGUCAACAAACAAGGAAACAAAUAUGGAAACUGUGGUCAGCUGACCAACGGCUCCUACAUCCGCUGUGGGAACUCUGACGUCCACUGCGGUAGGAUCCAGUGUCAGGGCGGGAGGGAGCGCCCCCUGCUGGGCACCAACACAGAGAUCCUCACCACCACGGUGCGCUUCAACCACAGCGACCUGGUCUGCAGAGGGACCUUCUUCCACCUGGGGGACGACGUGUCGGACCCCGCCACCGUGGCCCAGGGCACCGCCUGCAGCCUCGGAAAGGCGUGUCUGAACCAGAAGUGUCAGGACGCGUCUGUGUUCGGGGUGGAUGAAUGUCGCAGGAAGUGCAACGGUCACGGGGUGUGUAACAGCAAUAAGAACUGUCACUGUGAGGUGGGCUGGGCUCCUCCUGACUGCAGGUUCUCGGGUCACGGAGGCAGCGUGGACAGCGGACCGGCCCGAGCAGCUGGAGAGUCCGACCCGGUCCGAGUGGCUCUGCUUGUCAUCUUCCUCUUCAUCGUGCCCCUGGUGCUCCUCUUCCUCGCACUGCGCUUCCCUCGCUUCCGUCAGAGCUUCCUGUGUUUAGGACCCAACAGCCCGCUGCAUAAAGGACGACAACACAACCGGACGCCGGUGAUGGAGCGAGUAGACGGACGGAACGGAGAGCAGGUCCGACCUCUGAGGUAUCACCUGAACCCUCCGACAGACAUCCCACUGACUCCGCCCACCAAAGAGGUUCAUGACCGACCUGCUCCUCCCACUAAGCCACUCCCCCCUGACCCCGCCUUAAAACCCCCGCCGCAGCUGCCGGGGAGUCGACCGACUCCGCCCAACAAGCCCCUCCCCCCCGACCCCCUCACACCUGGACAGGUUCCUGUUCCACCCAAACCUGUGGUUCCCAUAAAGCCCCGCCUCCUCCCCGGCGUCCCACCACCACAUCCCCCCCACCCCGCCUACAGCGACACCAAACCUCCACAACACAGAGCCGUCGCACCGGCAGCCGGUCGCAGCAGACGACCUCCUGUUCCUCCCGUUCGACCCACAAACCCUCAGAAAGUGGAAACGUCUCCUCUUUAACUGACUCAGCGUCUGAAGGGAAACUUUAUCUGAAGACUUUCACAUCAAACCUCAAUAAACCGGAAGAUGAAGAUGAUGAUGAAGAAGAUGAUGAAGAUGAUGAAGAAGAAGAAGAUGAUGAUGAUGAUGAUGAAGAAGAUGACUUUAUACCCUUUUUGCACUCAGUCUUUGGAUUCUCACUUAAUCCUUCAUGAACUCACAGAGACUGUAAAUAAAUAUAAACGUGCCUUGCUCAGCAACUCCGGCAGUCGUAUUGCGGACACUCCGGAAUUGAACACCCGACCUCUGACCGACGGCUGCAUUAAAGUGUCUUGGUGUCAUUAAUGUGGCACCCCAAGCAGCUGUUCAGUGCCUUGCUCAAGGACCCAGAGACAGGAAGUAAACCUGCGAUGGAAAUAAAGACUAAUAAGCAGAGGGGUUCUCAAACUGUGGUUCCGGGGCCCUCUGAAGGGCCCUCUACUGGACCCUCUGGAGGACCCUUCAGAACAUUAAACCAGUGGAUUAUAUUAUCAUGGCUUUAUUAUUUUAUCAUUUCUUCUAAUGAAGUCGACGUUUAUUGAACAGGGUUGAAUCAUCUAAACUUCCCUCAGAUGGUUUUAAACCACAGACUCGUCCUUUACCUGAAGAGGACAUUCUGAAAGGAUCCUGAAGGGUUAAAGGUCUGGAGCGAAGGAGUAUUAACGAUGUGUUCAGGGACACAAUCUGAGAGUUUGAGAAUAAAGUGUAAAUAUUUUUAGAAAACUAAAAAUGAAUUAUGUGGAAAACAUGACCAUCUUUUCAUUUUUAUGACUUUACCAUAUAGAUAUUAUGACUUUAUUUUUAAUAUUAUGACUUUAUUUUUAAAAAUAUUAUGACUUUAUUUUUAAAAAUAUUAUGACUUUAUUUUUAA